This is a messenger RNA of Theileria orientalis strain Shintoku, 255 nucleotides long. RefSeq lists its product as hypothetical. The transcript is spliced from 2 exons. The coding region runs from base 1 to 255 and encodes 84 amino acids. The record is from RefSeq and is a predicted model, not a curated record. NCBI's taxonomy places the organism in Eukaryota, Apicomplexa, Aconoidasida, Piroplasmida, Theileriidae.
AUGAUCAUUAAAUACCUAGAACCGGUUCAGAUCCAAUGUGCGAUGUUGCCAAAAAGUGAUAUAAAACUUGAUUUUGGAUUAAAUCGUUACGAUCUCUGUUCUAGAGAUUAUGACUACAUCAAAAGUAAAUUAAAUGCAGUACAUACAGUUCUGCUGAUUAAAUUUGAGAAGUUUGCCAUCCUUAGCACAUUUGGAGGGGUUUAUUUUUGUAAAAGUACUCAGUUUGGGUUUUAUUUCCUAGUUAGGAUCGUUUGA